Aspergillus nidulans FGSC A4 is the source of this 1878-nucleotide messenger RNA. Its product is annotated as putative C6 finger domain protein. Gene Ontology annotation, cellular component: nucleus. NCBI's taxonomy places the organism in Eukaryota, Fungi, Ascomycota, Eurotiomycetes, Eurotiales, Aspergillaceae. The coding region runs from base 1 to 1878 and encodes 625 amino acids. The record is from RefSeq and is a predicted model, not a curated record. Gene Ontology annotation, biological process: DNA-templated transcription; regulation of DNA-templated transcription. The transcript is spliced from 4 exons. Gene Ontology annotation, molecular function: DNA binding; DNA-binding transcription factor activity, RNA polymerase II-specific; zinc ion binding.
AUGCCUUCCAAGACGCAUACGGAUGAGCCUUCAAGUUCGGCCAUUGACGAUUCUCUUCCGCCGAUUGACAAAAGCUUACCGACCGAUGAUACUGCCCUUCCAGCUAUAGAUAUGUCGCUGCCGCCAAUAGACUCGACGAUACCAGCAUUACCGCCUAUUGACACCUCCUUACCACCGCUAGACACGACUAUGCCCGCUAUGGAUGAUCUACACGGCACCGAUACUCACUUUUCAUUUGACAGGUUCGACGAGGAGACGGCUGGGCAUGGCUUAGGUGAAAAUGGGUCGAUAACACACGAUCAGACUACAGAACAGCAUGGGUCUUCUUCCACCCAUGUUCCUCAAAACCCCGCAUCUUCGAACGGAGUGCAUUCGGACGCGCCAGCUCAGCAACACCAACAUUAUGAGCAACAGCAGCCGGCACAACACCACUAUUCACCACAACAGCAUACGCCGACGCCACAGUCACAGGCACCAUUGCCCCAACAGCAGCACCAGCAACCGCAUCAGCAGUCCCAACAGCCCCUGGACAUGUAUAACAACCAUCAUAGUGCCUCGCCGCCUCAUACGAAUCCUCCUAUGCAAGGCCAGCCUUCGCAAAUUCCGCAAGCUCCCAUUGGAUCGCCAAUGCCUCCGAUGUCUUCGGUCAGUCAGUACAUGGCGGGAUAUCCGUCAAUGAACUCAGGCGGUCAGAUGCAUUAUCAGCUGCAGGGCGAUGCGAACAAAAUGUUGUCGAGCAGGCACAAGAAAGAAGUGAAGCGGCGGACGAAAACUGGGUGUUUGACAUGUCGCAAGCGACGCAUCAAGUGUGACGAAGGACACCCUGUCUGCCGCAACUGCGUUAAGAGCAAGCGUGAAUGUUUAGGCUACGACCCAGUCUUCAAGCAACCAACACCCUCUGCGAUACAGCCUGCCCCAAAUCCGCAGCCGUCGCUGAAUAUCGCCGACGGAGGCUUGCAGCCAACUGUGAACCCCGCAACAACUACAACUGGCCACUCAGAGACGACAAGCUUUAGGUUGAAACAGGUCCAGAUUAGCGAUCUUCUUGCCUUGCGAGGCAUUCCACCUCCACCUCCGCACCCUAUCACCGCCCUUCCACCUAACCGUCUUGAGGAAAUCCAGGCCGUGUUCCUUGCUACAUAUGCUCCCGCCAUUGAUCGAUUCUUUGAGACUCGAUGGUUCUCAGAAAAGGCGUUGAGCCACCUUCUAGCGAACGCCCAGCUAAUGGCCGAAUAUUCCGCAUUAAUCGAAGCAUUUAACGGCAAUCUGAGUGAUCCUAACGUCCUUGCGCGGUUGGAGAGCUUCGAGGCAUCGGUUGUCUGGAGCACAAUGACAUUAUGUCGCCAUGUGAUGAAUGUAUCAAGUGGAAGCCAACCAGAUUAUGAUCUCUUAGCCACCUCCAAACGACUGGACGUUAUAGAAGCCAUGAUCACCGGUGACCACCUGGACUCUAAUCCGCUUGCGCAAUUUCCAACCAGGCAACCCGCCGCCAAUCCGCCCUCAUUACCCGAUCAACUCAUGCAGCGCCAGCUAGACUUCUGGAGUGCAAUCGGUCACUUUUUGACUCUACAUGACAACGAGGCCAGCGCCGCGAAAGAAAUUGAUGACACGCUCGGCCGUUGCCGCACGCUCCUGGAUACGUACGAAAAUCGAGACGUCAUCUAUUCAAUCGCAAUCGCGCGCCAUCUAGGCCAACGGUGGGCCGACUUCCCGCACAGCUUCCCGCAGCCUAUUACCACGAACGAGAAAGACGCCGGGGCCAAGCUUUAUGUCGCUCAGAAAUUCCUUGAACAGGAAGCUGGGGGCAAGGGCACGACGCAGGUCAUAAAGCGCCUGUGCGGCAUGGUCGUCCGCUCCUGGUAUGUUUCGCGGGAAUGA